AUGAUUUUGGUUUGUUUAAUGGAACAACAAGUACUUAGUAAAGAUAAGGGAGUUGUUGGAUUAAAUGAAGAUAAAGCAUACUUUAACUCAGGAACACAUAAAAAUCUUGAAUCAACAGAUGUAGAUAAAUUAAUUCGUAGAUGUGUUAAUAAAAUUAUUGAAGAAUUAGAGACAUACCAAAAAAAUGGAAGUGGAUGGUAUUUUAAAGAAGUGGUUCAACUUGAAAUUCAUACUGUUGAGUAUAAUCCAUCAAAAGGUUCAUCUUACAUUCCUCUUCCGGAUUGGAUAUCAAAUAAAAAAGCAAUUGUUAAUAUUAAAAACAAAGAUGAGAAAUGCUUUCUUUGGUGUAAACUAAGAUAUCUUCAUCCAAAAGAAAGAGAUGAAGAAAGACUAACAGGAUUAAAGGAGUAUGAGUUUUCUCUUAACACUAAAGACAUUAAUUUUCCAAUGAAAUUAAAAGAUAUUUCAAAAUUUGAAAAACUUAAUCCAUCGAUUCCAGGAAUCAAUGUUUUUUCAGUUAAUGAAAGUAAAAAGUUUUAUCCUUUGAGAAUGGCGGGGAGAGAUUGUUUAAAUACUAUUGAUUUAUUUUUGUACGAAGAAGAUGAUGUUUCACAUUAUUCACUAAUUAAAGAUUUUACUCGUUUGAUUAAGACGCAAAAAACAAAAAGUAAGAAUGGUUCAAUAUUUAUUUGUAAGAAGUGUUUUACACAUUAUACUAAGUAUGAACUAUUAGAAAAACAUAUCUUAUAUUGUUCAAAUAAUGAAACAGUUUCUGUAACAAUGCCUCCACAAGGAACAAUGUUAAAAUUUAAAAAUUAUCAAAAUCAACUUCCAGUUCCUUUUGUAGUUUAUGCAGAUUUUGAAUGCUUUACUAAACCAAUGAAUACUUGUAGUCCUAAUCCAAAAGAAUCGUAUAAUUACAACUACCAAAAACAUGAACCAUCAGGAUUUUGUUUUUAUAUAAAAGGAGUAGUAGAUACAAAAUUUGAGCCAAUUAUUUAUACCAAGAAAAAAGAAAGCGAUGAUGUAGCAAAGAUAUUUGUUGAAAAACUUGCAAAAGUAACUAAUAAGAUAUAUAAUGAUUUUUAUCGCCGUCCAUUACCUCUUAAAUUAACAUAUGCUGAACAAAAAUUAUUUAAUAAAGCUGAAGCCUGUCAUAUUUGUAAGGAAGAAUUAUUAGAUGACAAAGUUAGAGAUCAUUAUCAUUUUACUGGUAAAUACCGUGGUGCUGCUCAUAACAGUUGUAAUCUCAAGUGUCGAAAACCAAGAAUACUACCAGUUAUAUUUCAUAAUCUACAAGGGUAUGAUGCACAUUUGUUUAUUAAACAACUUGCUCGUUUGCAAGGUGAUUUAAACUGUAUUCCAUCUACGGAAGAAAAAUAUAUUUCCUUUUCCAAAAAUGUUAAGGUUGAUGAGUAUAAAGAUGUGCUAACUGGAUUAACUUUUCCAAUAAAUUUUGAAAUACGAUUUAUUGAUUCGUUCAAGUUUCUUCAAAACAUCUCUUGCUAAUCUUGUUUCAAAUCUCCAACCAGAUGAUUUUUAUAAUACAAAAGAAGUAUUCAAGGAAAAUGUAAACCUACUAACUCGUAAGGGUGUUUAUCCAUAUGAUUAUGUUUCAUCACUCGAAAAACUAUCAGAAAAACAAUUACCACCAAAAGAAGAGUUUUAUUCAAAACUAAAUGAUGAAGACAUAAGUGAUGAUGAUUAUCAACAUGCUAUCAAUGUCUGGAAUAAUUUUAAAUGUAAAACAAUUAGAGAUUAUCACGAUCUUUACCUAAAGUCUGAUGUUCUACUUUUAUCAGAUGUAUUUGAAAACUUUAGAAAAACUUGUUUGAAACAUUAUAAUCUAGAUCCAGCACAUUAUUACACAUCUCCUGGAUUAGCUUGGGAUGCAUGCCUCAAAGAAACAGGUCAAGAAUUACAAUUACUACAUGAUUAUGAUAUGUUGAUGAUGUUUGAAAAAGGUAUUCGUGGUGGUAUAUCACACAUAUCAAAAAGAUACGCAGAAGCAAAUAACAAAUACAUGAAAAAUUACAAUCCUGAUAAAGAGUCUAGUUAUAUACAAUAUCUUGAUGCAAACAAUCUUUACGGAUGGGCAAUGUCACAACAACUUCCAACACAUGGUUUUAGUUGGAUGAAAGAUUUAACAAAAGAAAAAGUGAUGGAUAUUUUGGAGAAAGCAAAUCAUAGUAUGUCAAAUCGUGGAAGAAAAGGAUAUAUAUUUGAAGUAGAUUUGGAAUAUCCUAAAGACCUAUGGGAUACACAUAAUGACUAUCCACUUGCACCUGAGAAGAUGAAUGUUAAUGGUGUUGAAAAACUAAUUUGUCAUUUUAAACCAAGGAAAAACUAUGUUGUUCAUUAUCGAAAUUUGAGACAAUAUCUUGAGAUGAGAAUGAGAAUAACUGCUGUUCACAGAGGAAUAUCAUUUUACCAAUCUUCCUGGAUGGAACCAUAUAUAAGAAAGAAUACAGAACUUAGAAAAACAGCAGCCAACAGUUUUGAAAAAGACUUUUUCAAAUUAAUGAAUAAUUCUGUAUUCGGAAAAACAAUAGAAAACAUAAGGAAAAGACAAAAUAUAUUUCUCGUGGAUGAUCGUAAGAGAGCUGCAAAACUAACAAGUCGUCCAAACUUUGAUAGAGCAACAAUAUUUGAUAAAAAUCUUAUUGCAGUUCAUAUGAAAAAAACUGAAGUUUAUUUCAACAAACCAGUAUAUGUUGGACAAGCAAUUCUAGAUCUGUCAAAAACAUUAAUGUUCGAUUUCCAUUAUAACUAUAUUAAAAAUAAAUAUAAAAACAAAGCUGAGUUAUUGUUUACAGAUACCGACUCGUUGACGUACCAGAUCAAAACAGAUGAUUUUUACAAAGAUAUAUCCCGUGAUAUAGAAACCAAGUUUGACACAUCUGAUUAUCCUCCUAACCAACCAUCUGGAAUAAUAAGAGGAGUUAAUAAAAAAGUAAUAGGAAUGUUUAAAGAUGAAGUAGCGGGAAAACAGAUUACUUGUUUUAUUGGAUUGCGACCCAAACUUUAUAGUUUUAGAAUAGAAGAAGAUAAACAAGUUCUUAAAUGUAAAGGAAUAAAGAAAAAUGUUGUAAAAAAGACAUUGGAUUUUGAUGAUUAUACCGAUUGUUUAUUUUUGAAUAAAAAACAAAUGAGAAAGAUGAAAAUUAUAAGAAGUGAAAAUCAUGAUAUAUACUCCAAAGAAGUAAACAAAAUAGCACUAAGUAAUGAAGAUGAUAAACGCGAAGUUCUCUUGGGUAAGAUAAAAACAAUUGCUUUAAGAUAA
Porites lobata is the source of this 3283-nucleotide messenger RNA. The record is from the annotation of a GenBank genome assembly. Lineage: Eukaryota; Metazoa; Cnidaria; Anthozoa; Scleractinia; Poritidae.